Molecule: messenger RNA, 830 nt
Organism: Darwinula stevensoni
Lineage: Eukaryota; Metazoa; Arthropoda; Ostracoda; Podocopida; Darwinulidae
Source: the annotation of a GenBank genome assembly
AUGACCCACGACGCCCGGGUCUACGUGUGGGGCCAGUGUUGGGAUCUGCGCGUCCCGACCCCCCGUCUCACCCCGUUUCGUUCCAUCAACGACGCCUUCGCGUCGUUCUCGAGUCCGUCCGUGACGUGGAGCCCAAUCUCCGUCGACGUCAGGCCUCGUGAUGACGUUCUGGACUCCCUGAAAGCCGCAUUUGACAAUCCGGAACGAAGCGACAUCCGCGUGCUGGUGGAAGGGCGAAUCAUCAACGCCCACAAGUCGUUCUUAGAGAUCCGCUGCAGAUAUUUCCACUCGCUCUUCGCCCACCGGAACGCGCCAAGAAACAACGUUGAAGUGCGUCCCUCCUAUCCCUACGACAUCUACCACGCCUUCCUCCGCUACCUCUACACGGGCGAGUUGAGGCCGGACAUCGAGAUCGCCAUCGGGCUGUUCGACGUGGCAGCCGAGUACGGGGAGCCGCAGUUGAAGCGGGAUUGCGAGAAGGUCAUUGCGAGGGGGAUCACGGUCGAGAACGCGGGGAGGCUCUAUGCCGUUGCAAUCAAGUACGGGGCGGAGGACUUGGAGGAUUUCUGCUUUCGGUUUUGCGUGAAUCAUCUGACGAGCGUGGCGGUGACGGAUGCGUUCCGUCGGCUCGACGAGGGAGUCAUGAAGAACUUCAUCGAAAAGGCCGCAUACACAGGCGCCUUCAGGCGCUGACUUGCUCGGGUUGGCUGUUCUGACGUAUGUUGACUUUCAUGGAAUGAGGCUGAAUGUGAUUUUCUCAAAAGCUCAGCCUGUGUAAUUGAUGCUCAUUUGUUCCUGGAGUAUUUCUGGGAGUGGAGACUAUGUAGGAC